Messenger RNA from Paramuricea clavata, 348 nucleotides. NCBI's taxonomy places the organism in Eukaryota, Metazoa, Cnidaria, Anthozoa, Malacalcyonacea, Plexauridae. The record is from the annotation of a GenBank genome assembly.
AUGUCUGAUGAGGAACACAAAUCAGAAUUACUCGACGUGUUUAAUGACAUCAUGAAUAAAAUUAAUGAACUACCUUUACACCCGAAAAAUAAAAUUCUACUAUACAGUCGUUACUUGCUGUCAAAGAUAUCCUGGGAUUUCACUGUUUCUGAUAUAUCUAAGACCUGGAUCUGCGAAACGUUAGACAGUAUUGCGACAAAAUAUAUCCGAAAAUGGCUGGAACUUCCUGUCUUUGCAACCCUUAGCAACGUGUUGCUUCCACAAAACAAAUUUGGUCUGAAUAUUAUUCUCUCUUCGACAAAAUUUAUCCAAUGUCAAACUGUCUCUCGAUCAGCUUUAAAAUACUGA